AUGGCUACCGGAGCGCAGUCUUUCUACGAGCUUUACCGACGAAGCAGCAUCGGUCUCGCUCUGACAGACACGCUCGAUGAUCUCAUCAGUGAAGAACGCAUCAACCCCCAGCUCGCUAUGAAGAUCUUAGGCAACUUUGAUCAAGCUAUCACUGAGGCACUUCAGAAGAACGUCAAGGCCCGUCUUCAAUUCAAGGGAAGCCUCGAUACGUACCGAUUCUGCGAUGAAGUCUGGACUUUUCUAAUAAAGAACGUGACAUUCAAGAUGGAUAGCGGAAGCCAGUCUAUCACGGCGAACAAGGUCAAGAUUGUCAGCUGCAAUGCCAAGAAGCCUGGCGAAGGACAAUAG
Molecule: messenger RNA, 348 nt
Organism: Fusarium pseudograminearum CS3096
Lineage: Eukaryota; Fungi; Ascomycota; Sordariomycetes; Hypocreales; Nectriaceae
Exons: 3
Coding region: 1-348 (115 amino acids)
Biological process (GO): transcription initiation at RNA polymerase II promoter; RNA polymerase II preinitiation complex assembly
Cellular component (GO): transcription factor TFIIA complex
Molecular function (GO): RNA polymerase II general transcription initiation factor activity; TBP-class protein binding
Source: RefSeq, a predicted model, not a curated record